This is a messenger RNA of Catharus ustulatus (Swainson's thrush), 3403 nucleotides long. RefSeq names its product dynactin subunit 4 (gene DCTN4). The transcript has 14 exons. The record is from RefSeq and is a predicted model, not a curated record. The coding region runs from base 43 to 1446 and encodes 467 amino acids. Gene Ontology annotation, cellular component: dynactin complex. Lineage: Eukaryota; Metazoa; Chordata; Aves; Passeriformes; Turdidae.
UGGUGACGUCAGGCGGCGCGGCGGGGCCCGCCCGCUUGCAAGAUGGCGUCGCUGCUGCAAUCGGAGCGGGUGCUGUACCUGGUGCGCGGCGAGAAGGAGCUGCGGGCGCCGCUGCCGCAGCUGUACUUCUGCCGCUACUGCAGCGAGCUCCGCUCGCUCGAGUGCGUCUCGCACGAGGUGGACUCUCACUACUGUCCCAGCUGCCUGGAAAACAUGCCUUCAGCUGAAGCCAAGUUGAAAAAGAACAGGUGUGCCAACUGCUUUGACUGCCCCUGCUGCAUGCACACCCUUUCCACACGGGCCACGAGCAUCCCUGCACCGCUGCCUGAUGACCCAGCCAAGACCACCAUGAAGAAAGCUUAUUACCUGGCCUGUGGCUUCUGCCGAUGGACUUCCCGGGAUGUUGGCAUGGCAGACAAGUCUGUUGCGAGUGGUGGCUGGCAGGAGCCGGAGAAUCCUCACACACAGAGGAUUAACAAACUGGUGGAGUACUACCAGCAGCUGGCUCAGAAGGAGAAGAUCGAGCGGGACAGGAAGAAGCUGGUGCGACGCCGCAACUACGUUCCACUGGCCUUCUCGCAACACACUAUACAUGUAGUGGACAAAUACGGCCUUGGAACGAGACUUCAGCGCCAGAGACCCGGAGCUCCCAUCAGUGCCCUCGCUGGACUCUCUGUGAAAGAAGGAGAAGACCAGAAGGAGAUCAAGAUUGAGCCAGCUGAUGCAGUGGAAGAAGUGGAGCCUCUUCCUGAGGAUUACUACACAAGACCAAUCAAUCUGACAGAAGUGACGACUCUGCGCCAGCGCCUGCUGCAGCCUGACUUCCAGCCCAUCUGUGCUUCCCAGCUCUACCCACGUCACAAGCACCUCCUGAUCAAACGCUCGCUGCGCUGCCGGAAAUGUGAACAUAACCUGAGCAAACCAGAAUUCAAUCCAACAUCUAUCAAAUUCAAGAUCCAGCUGGUUGCUGUUAACUACAUCCCUGAAGUGAGAAUCAUGUCUAUUCCCAACCUGCGCUACAUGAAGGAGAGCCAAGUCCUUCUGACUCUGACUAACCCUGUGGAGAACGUCACACAUGUGACAUUGCUGGAGUGUGAGGAGGGAGACCCUGAUAACAUCAACAGCACUGCCAAGGUGGCAGUUCCUCCCAAGGAGCUUAUUCUGGCUGGCAAAGAUGCUGCAGCAGAAUAUGAUGAGCUGGCAGAGCCUCAAGACUUCCAGGAUGACCCGGACAUUAUUGCCUUUAGGAAAGCCAAUAAGGUGGGAGUUUUCAUCAAGGUCACCCCACAGAAAGAAGAGGGCGAAGUGACCGUGAGUUUCAAGAUGAAGCACGAGUUCAAAAACCUCACUGCUCCCAUCCGACCCAACGAGGAGAGCGACCACACCUCCGAGGUGAUCUGGCUCACCCACCACGUGGAGCUCAGCCUGGGCCCUGUGCUCCCAUAGCAGCUCCCAGUGCUUGCUCCCGACGGCUGGAUGGACUUGGCCCCCUGAGAAAGCACCUGGUGAAAGGUUCUGCCAGAGCUCCUUUGUGAUGUGUGGGUGUGCCACGGGCCCGGCCGGCCGCCAGGAGGGGGCUGAGGCUGCCGUGGUUUGGGCUGGUUUGUUCUCCCUCCCCUUGUAGUGCCCACUAACCACCACUCCACUUCCCCUCACUGCCACAGGCUAGAGUAACUUGCAGCAUGUGUUAGAGCACAGAGAAAGAUCUCCUUCCAGGUUUGCACUGAAUUUGGCUUUAUCAACAGAUAAUUAAGGUGGAAUUUGCAUUUAUCAGCAGAAAAGAACCCAUACUGUUUUUUUCUCCAUGUUGGCCCACAGACCUGAUGUUCUUUACCCAAUAAUGAACAACUCUUUCAGACAGAGCAAUGCUCUUCCCAAACAAACAAACAUUUUAAGAAGUGUCCCUGCCUUCUGCAUUCUGGCAAGUUACUGCCAGCAGCAUGAUCUUUUCUUUUGGUUUUCAGCUUCCUCAUAGGAUACCUCAACUGUGGGGGCUGGGCUGCAGAGCCCUACCCCUCUGGUAUAUGUAGCUUGCUUAGCUGAGGUGGCAGAUGUGUUUUCACAAAGGAGUUGAUCAGUUUGCCUUUCAACUUUAAACAUAGUGUACUGUAGUGUUCAUGGAUGUAACUGGUAACCAAGCCUGCCAUCAGCCUGCUGCAUCUCAGCUGGAUGUGGCAGAAGGGUGUGCUGCAAGCUGGGAAUUCAUGUUCUGCUGCAGCUCUUGACUGAGGCAGGAAUGCUCUGGAGAGGCAGGGAGGCUCCCUGGCAGACUUCAGCUCAAUAAAUGUUGUGUUGCUAGGGGUUGUAGCAAUGAGGGUAUGAAUGUUAAGGUUAGUUCUUACAGAUUACAAAAAUUACAGAUUACAAGAUUGUAAUUACAAAACUUCAGCAGUAAUUUGAGUUCAUAAUCUUUGUUUUUCCAGUUGGGGUGGGUGGGAGGGAGGUGUAAAGGGGUAAACUCGUUAUAUGCUGACUCCACACACUGUAGCAGAAGGUCAUUUACUUGGGAUGUAAUUUGGCUGCAGUCCAAGCUGAAAUGGGUGAUUAGGAGCUGUGUAUCCAGGAGACUGAAUUCCCAGUAAAUGCAUGGCUCUUCCAGGUAGGUGAGAUGGCUCAUCCUGCAGAGCAUUCCCAUUUGAGACCUUGACCUAUGUUUGUGAGGGGCUUUGACAUGCUGCUUUGCUGGGAAGGGCUUGAAUACCAGCCAGCCACAGCCACAUCCCUCCAGAUGCUUGUGCCAUGGCUCUGCCAGCCUGGAUCUGUGACUCCUCUGCAUGGAGGGGCAGGAUGAGGCUGCCUGCUCUCUGUGGGUGUGGUGCAGCAUCCCAAAACAUCUCCCUUAGUGAAGGAACCUGCCGUGGUGUGCUGGAGAGGCUCACACCUCACAGCUCUGGUCCUGCAGCAGGUCUCAAAGUGGCGAGGAUCACGUUUACAACUCUGUGUAGGUGACACACAGAUGUACAGCAUGAGUUGGAGACUUGUAGUUAGUAGUUAUUGUGUAGUGCUAGUGCCUGCUGUGGCUUUCCCUGUCCAGGUAACACAGACUUCACCUCUGGCCACCACUUCUCCUGUUCAGUAGCCAAAACAGCUGCUGCACUCGCAACAUGACCACAGAAAUACCUCCCAGGACCCAAGUCUUGAGCUGUGCCUGGGGCUGGGGUUUGCUGCAGGCAGCGUGACCUGCACCCUUCUCACUAAGAAAAAAAUGGUGCAUUUUAGGCUAUGCCAUUCUGAGCGCUCUGAUGAGCUCGACGAGCUGUUUUGUCCCCUCCCUGCAGGUGCUGUAGGCGAUAGGAAAGGUAUUGGCGUGUCCCUGCCUCUGUCCCCGCUCCCCAAAAGGUGCCUGUUGCCUUAUGCUUGACGUCGUGUAGUGACCUUCAAUAAAACACACGUGUCUCUCGGA